AUGUCUGCCAUGGAAACUUUUUACGCGAAUUUAGACAAGGAGUAUGAAGAAAAUAUACCUUUUAUGUCCGAAAGGGAAAAGUGUCUUAAAGGCCUUGCUUUUAGUCCGUUGGAUAAGGAGCUGACGAAAAUGCGCAUCGAUGUGCGCAAGCUCCUACAUGCAUACAACAACAGUCCACCGGCGAACUUCAAGGAGGACGAGGAACCAAAGCUCGAGAUCAUGGGAAGUGAUCGUCGCGAAUUGCUCGCACAGAUUUUCCAAUUGAAGCACGGUGAAGAGAGCAGAAUCGAGAUCGAGCCUCCUCUCUGGCUGUACGUAACAUUUACGAAGCGAUACUAA
Messenger RNA from Malassezia vespertilionis, 339 nucleotides. RefSeq lists its product as uncharacterized. Lineage: Eukaryota; Fungi; Basidiomycota; Malasseziomycetes; Malasseziales; Malasseziaceae. The record is from RefSeq and is a predicted model, not a curated record. The transcript is spliced from 2 exons. Gene Ontology annotation, molecular function: acetyltransferase activity. Bases 1 to 339 code for a protein of 112 amino acids.